Messenger RNA from Striga asiatica, 894 nucleotides. NCBI's taxonomy places the organism in Eukaryota, Viridiplantae, Streptophyta, Magnoliopsida, Lamiales, Orobanchaceae. The record is from the annotation of a GenBank genome assembly.
AUAUCCCUCGUCGCCGAUCCGCCGCCGCCGCCGCCUCUAGAACCGACCGCCGCCGACCGUUCCUCCGACGUGGAACCGUACAAAGGAUUUCCAAUGGGAAAGAGUAACCGAGCAGCUGUGGUCGUGCUUGGUGAUAUCGGCCGUAGCCCCCGAAUGCAAUACCAUGCGCUCUCCCUUGCUCGUCAGGUUGUAAGCAUUGCAAAGUUCUCUUUUCCCCUUCUUUACUCAUCAUUUCGGGUCUCUAGAAUAAUGAAACCACCGAUUUUCUUGCAGGCCAUUUUGGAAGUUGAUAUUGUAGCAUAUGGAGGUUCAGAGUCACACAUUUCAGUUUUGGAGCACCAAUCUAUUCAUAUACAUAAAACUUUGAAAGAUAUGAAGACUGUUCGGAAUAUCAAUUUUUACACAAAAGUUACAAUUUUUUUCAUUUUGCAGAAUCCUCCAUCUGUUCCUACUCUAGUGGCUGUGAAGUGUGCCAGCUGGAUUAGAAAGUCAACUUUCAUUGUCGAUUGGCAUAAUUUUGGAUAUACUCUGCUUGCUUUGUCCCUUGGAAGGAAUAGUCUCUUUGUUGCAAUGUAUCGUUGGAUCGAGAAGAAAUUUGGCACGAUGGCUCACGGUUCCUUAUGUGUGACGAGAGCAAUGCAACACGAGUUGUCCCACAAUUGGGGAAUUAAAGCCACUGUUCUAUACGAUCAACCUCCAGAAUUCUUCCGGCCUGCUUCACUUGUGGAGAAGCAUAACGUAGUGGAUAUGUUUGGCUGUGGACUACCUGUCUGUGCUGUUUCGUAUUCUUGCAUAAAGGAGCUGGUAAAUGUCGAAAAGAAUGGUCUCUUUUUCUCUUCAUCUGCAGAAUUGGCCGAUGAACUCAUGUUAAGCUUCUCAAGAUUAUGGAUUUGA